CGCGCGCGCGCGCGCGAGUCGCAGGUCCCGGCGCGGCUUCCGUCCUGGUUAAGAUGGCGGCGCCCGGGGUCCUGUGGAGCGGCAGCAGAGGGUGCCGCCGCCCUAGGCGAGGUCGGGCCGCCCAGCGCGGAAGAACCGCCCCCAGCAGCAGCAUCACCGCCGCUUAGCAAAGAAUUUCAGGCCCCGCCCGGGACGGCAGCCGCACCAUGGAUUCUCCCAGUUCAUCUAACUCUUUCUCCGUCGGCUCCGCCAGUCCCGGCGCUGUCGUGCUCCUCUACUCGAAGGAGCUCAAAAAAUGGGAUGAAUUUGAAGAUAUUUUAGAGGAGAGGAGGCAUGUCAGUGACUUGAAAUUUGCAAUGAAAUGCUACACACCUCUUGUCUAUAAGGGAAUUACUCCUUGCAAGCCAAGUGAUAUUAAAUCUAGUGUUCUCAAUUCUGAAGAAGUUCAUUAUGUCAUUAAACAGCUUUCCAAGGAAUCCCUUCAAUCCGUCGAUGUCCUCCAAGAGGAAGUUUGUGAGAUUUUGGAUGAAAUGAGCCACAAACUGCGUCUGGGAGCCAUCCGGUUUUUUGCCUUUGCCCUGAGCAAAAUAUUUAAACAAAUUUUCUCCAAGGUGUGUGUAAAUGAAGAAGGUAUUCAGAAACUACAACGAGCCAUCCAGGAGCACCCCGUUGUCCUGCUGCCCAGUCAUCGAAGUUACAUUGACUUUCUGAUGUUGUCUUUUCUCUUAUACAACUAUGAUUUACCGGUACCAGUCAUAGCUGCAGGAACAGACUUCCUGGGAAUGAAGAUGGUUGGGGAGCUGCUGCGGAUGUCGGGCGCCUUCUUCAUGCGGCGUACCUUUGGUGGCAAUAAACUCUACUGGGCGGUGUUCUCUGAAUACGUGAAAACCAUGUUGCGGAAUGGUUAUGCUCCUGUUGAAUUUUUCCUCGAAGGGACAAGAAGUCGCUCUGCCAAGACAUUGACUCCGAAAUUUGGUCUUCUGAAUAUUGUGAUGGAACCAUUUUUUAAAAGAGAAGUUUUUGAUACCUACCUUGUUCCAAUUAGCAUCAGUUACGAUAAGAUAUUGGAAGAAAUGCUUUACGUGUAUGAGCUUCUAGGGGUUCCUAAGCCGAAAGAAUCUACAACUGGAUUGUUGAAAGCCAGGAAGGUUCUCUCUGAAAAUUUUGGAACUAUCCAUGUAUACUUUGGAGACCCUGUGUCACUUCGAUCUCUGGCGGCUGGGAGGUUGAGUCGGAGCCCAUAUAACUUGGUUCCAAGGUAUAUUCCUCAGAAACAGUCAGAGGACAUGCAUGCCUUUGUCACUGAAGUUGCCUAUAAAAUGCAGCUUCUGCAGAUUCAAAACCUGGUUCUGAGCCCCUGGGCCCUAACGGUUGCUGUUCUGCUUCAGAACCGGCCAUCCAUGGACUUCGAUGCUCUGGUGGAGAAGACUUUAUGGCUCAAAGGCUUAACCCAGGCCUUCGGGGGCUUUCUCACUUGGCCCGAUAAUGAACCUGCUGAAGAAGUUAUCCAGUCCAACAUUCUCCUGCAUUCCAACAUCGCCAGCCUCGUCAAAGACCAAGUGGUUCUGAAUAUGGACUCCGGAGACUCCGAAGCGGUCAAUGGACUUAUUUUCCAGCAUGUCACCCUCCUCAUGUGCUCGGCUUAUAAGAACCAGUUGCUCAACAUUUUCGUCCGCCCUUCCUUAGUAGCUAUGGCACUGCAGAUGACCCCCGGGUUCCGGAAAGAGGAUGUCUACAGUUGCUUUUACUUCCUGCUCAGUGUUUUUUCAGAUGAGUUCAUCUUCCUUCCAGGAAACGCACUAAAGGACUUUGAAGAAGGCUGUUACCUGCUUUGUAAAAAUGAGACAAUACAAGUGACGACAAGGGACAUCCUAGUCACAGAGAAAGGAAAUACCGUGGUAGAAUUUUUAAUAGGUCUCUUUAAACCUUUUGUGGAAUGUUAUCAGAUAAUUUGCAAAUACCUCUUGAAUGAAGAAGAAGACUACUUCACUGAGAAACAGUACUUGGCUGGAGUUCGAAAAUUCACCAGUCAGCUUCUUGAUCAAGGUGCCUCGCAGUGUUACGAUGUCUUGUCUUGCGACAUACAGAAAAAUGCCUUAGCAGCUUUUGUGAGGCUAGGUGUGGUAGAGAAGAAGAAAGUAAAUAGGGACAGUGUAUUUAAUGUGAACGAACCUGCCAUGACAAAAUUAGAAGAAAUGCUUGGUUGUAAGACACCAGUAGGAAAGCCAGCGACUGCAAAACUUUAAUAUUGCCAAACAGUUACAGGAAAUUUGGUCACAUAAUGGCUGUCAUCCAAGGACUCUUACUCCAACAAACAGGGCCACGAAGGAAGACAGCCACCUGCUCGUGCUUCGUACGACAGGAGAGCCGUGGGCUCGGCAGAGAGGAGGUGACCAGUGUGUGCAGUCGGUGUAGCCCUCUCCACCACGACGGUUACAGAGGCUUUUGUGUCCAACUCUGUGUGUGUUUUAAAAUAAAACGGUCUUUUGGAAACA
Molecule: messenger RNA, 2495 nt
Organism: Odobenus rosmarus divergens (Pacific walrus)
Lineage: Eukaryota; Metazoa; Chordata; Mammalia; Carnivora; Odobenidae
Gene: GNPAT
Product: glyceronephosphate O-acyltransferase
Exons: 16
Coding region: 207-2246 (679 amino acids)
Biological process (GO): ether lipid biosynthetic process
Cellular component (GO): peroxisome; mitochondrial membrane; peroxisomal membrane
Molecular function (GO): glycerone-phosphate O-acyltransferase activity
Source: RefSeq, a predicted model, not a curated record